This is a messenger RNA of Acinonyx jubatus (cheetah), 1488 nucleotides long. It is a transcript of the gene TSSK1B, whose product is annotated as testis specific serine kinase 1B. Gene Ontology annotation, cellular component: cytoplasm. Bases 175 to 1284 code for a protein of 369 amino acids. The transcript has a single exon. Gene Ontology annotation, biological process: microtubule cytoskeleton organization; intracellular signal transduction; protein phosphorylation. Gene Ontology annotation, molecular function: ATP binding; protein serine/threonine kinase activity; tau-protein kinase activity. Lineage: Eukaryota; Metazoa; Chordata; Mammalia; Carnivora; Felidae. The record is from RefSeq and is a predicted model, not a curated record.
CUGGGAGACGAUGCUCAACAUUCCACCCCAGAGUCUUGGCCUCUAGGAGGCAGGAACAGCAGGCCCAGCCAGCCCAGAGGACUCUCUGUCCACAGUGUAAAUAAGGACACCACUGGCCCAUGUCCCGCAGGGAUGUAGAGGGCAGCCUCAGAGGCACUGGGCGCUCCCAGCACCAUGGAUGACGCUGCCAUCCUCAAGCGACGAGGCUACAUCCUGGGGAUAAAUUUGGGAGAGGGCUCGUACGCAAAAGUCAAGUCUGCUUACUCUGAGCGCCUGAAGUUCAACGUGGCGGUCAAGAUCAUCGACCGCAAGAAAGUCCCCACGGACUUCUUGGAAAAAUUCCUUCCCCGGGAAAUUGAGAUUCAGGCCACGCUAAACCACCGCUCCAUUAUCAGGACCUACGAGAUCUUUGAGACCUCUGAUGGCCGCAUCUACAUCGUCAUGGAGCUCGGGGUCCAGGGCGACCUCCUCGGGUUCAUCAGAACCCGGGGAGCCCUGCACGAGGAUGAUGCUCGCAAGAAGUUCCACCAGCUCUCCUCAGCCAUCAAGUACUGCCAUGACUUGGACAUUGUCCACCGAGAUCUCAAGUGUGAGAACAUCCUCCUCGACAAGGACUUCAACAUCAAGCUCUCUGACUUUGGCUUCUCCAAGCGCUGCCCGAGGGAUGACAGUGGCCGACUGAUGCUAAGCAAGACUUUCUGCGGGUCAGCAGCUUAUGCAGCACCCGAGGUGCUGCAGGGCAUCCCCUACCAGCCUAAGGUGUGUGACAUCUGGAGUCUGGGUGUGAUCCUCUACAUCAUGGUCUGUGGCUCCAUGCCCUACGAUGACUCCAACAUCAAGAAGAUGCUGCGCAUCCAGAAGGAGCACCGCAUCAACUUCCCCCGCUCCAAGAACCUGACGGGCGAGUGCAAAGACCUCAUCUACCACCUGCUACAGCCGGACAUCAACCGGCGGCUGCACAUCGAGGAGAUCCUCAGCCACUGCUGGGUGCAGCCCAAGGCACAGGGCCUGUCCUCUGGAGUCAUCAACGAGGAGGGGGAGAGCUCCCGGGGUGCUGAGCCCUCGUGGACCCCUGAUACUCCUGAUACCCCAGCCACCAAGCUGGAGCUCCAGGAGGAAGCACGGUCCGAGACACGGCCUGAGAUACAGUCCGAGUCAAAACCUGAUGAGACGAUGCAAAUGCGGGUGUCAAGGCAGUCAGAUCCCACAGGCCUUAAUGGCGAGCUGCAAAGCAGGGAAACAGAGGAGGGGGUUCCCUCACGGCCUCCAGAGACACACACCUAGCGAGCCUCUCUCAGCCCAGGGGACUGGCAGGGAAUGAUGCAGAGCUCAUGGCUUUGAGCCUGAGCUCCAAAGAAGCCAAGGGACAAGCCAAAGAAGGAAAACUGUCCUGGAUGAGCCACUAUUUUCAUCAGUUCCUUCUCCUUUCCUUUGAACUUGGUAACCCACAUGGCUAAAAAAGCAAUAAAUAUUAGUGCAGACUCCAAA